AAUGAAUGAAAAUUCAACGUGGGGUUUUAGGAGGUUUUAAGCAGGGCAAGCCGGCAAUGAAGGAAAGUACUCUGCUUCUCCUCCAACUAACACCAAAAGAAACCUUGACCCGCCCUCUGACUCACCGAUUCAAACUCACCCAAAUCCCCCCGAAAAAGAAUGUCCUCUCAAAACCCAGACCCUAAACAAUCUCCUGAUCCCAAAACCAUCAACGACCCAGAACCCAAGCAACCCCCAAAUGAAGAAUCAGAAGCAGAAGCAGCAGCAGCAGGAGGAGGAGAAGAAGAAGAAGAAGAAGAAGGGGAGUGUGGGUUUUGCUUGUUUAUGAAAGCAGGAGGAUGUAAAGAUAGCUUUGUUGGGUGGGAAAACUGCAUCCGAGAAGCCGAAGAAAACAAACAAGACAUUGUGGAAAAAUGCUUUGAAGCAACCGCAGCUUUGAGGAAGUGUAUGGAGGCUCACGCCGAUUAUUACGAGCCGAUUUUAAGAGCCGAGAAGAAGGCCGAGGAACAGGCUAUUAUUGAACUGGAGAAAGAGAAGAAGGAGAUGGAUUUGGGUACUCAUGAAGAUUCCAAGGAUUUGCAGAAGAAAUCCGAUGGUUAGUGAAUUUUGGUCAUAGUGGAGUGUUUGACUGAA
This is a messenger RNA of Hibiscus syriacus, 633 nucleotides long. RefSeq lists its product as uncharacterized. The record is from RefSeq and is a predicted model, not a curated record. Bases 160 to 600 code for a protein of 146 amino acids. Lineage: Eukaryota; Viridiplantae; Streptophyta; Magnoliopsida; Malvales; Malvaceae. The transcript has a single exon.